Pezoporus flaviventris is the source of this 912-nucleotide messenger RNA. Its product is annotated as CCAAT/enhancer-binding protein gamma-like. Gene Ontology annotation, molecular function: DNA-binding transcription factor activity, RNA polymerase II-specific; RNA polymerase II cis-regulatory region sequence-specific DNA binding. Gene Ontology annotation, biological process: regulation of transcription by RNA polymerase II; DNA-templated transcription. The transcript has 2 exons. The record is from RefSeq and is a predicted model, not a curated record. NCBI's taxonomy places the organism in Eukaryota, Metazoa, Chordata, Aves, Psittaciformes, Psittacidae. Bases 439 to 891 code for a protein of 150 amino acids.
AGAAUCAAAUUUGUAAGCAGAAUUGCAGAGCUCAGUGAUGUAGAUAUAGUUAUUUGUAUUUGCCAUUUUUAUGACUGGCUGAUGUUGAGAUUAAGGGGAUGAUUAUUGUUUUUGAAAAGCCCUGUGAAAAUAAACCGCAUUUGCAGAAGAAUUCUGAGGAUUAGUCUGGGCAAAGAGUUUUAUUCAGUUCAUUAUUAUGAAGAUACUUUUCCUUGUCAUUUAUCAAGUAUUUGUUUUAAAAUUUCUAAUGCUUUUCUGUUUCUCAGUUGAAACUGUUAGAUUUUUUGUUACAAUGACUCAUCCAUCUAUAGGUAGAGCAAAAUUCCAGGUUCACCUUGCCCUUAAUCCGUGCAAAGACCUUUUGGAAACACCUUCUAGAAACUUAAUCUUUUUCAGUGUCUUAAUAAAUUCCGUUGUGUCCAAGAAGAGCCUGUCCAAAUGAGCAAGACAUCCCAACAGAACACCAAUGCAGAUGCAAAUGGAGUAAGUGUGAUUCACACCCAAGCACACACCAGUGGUUUGCAGCAGGUUCCCCAGCUGGUGCCUGUUAGUCUUGGUGGUGGAGGCAAAGCUGUGCCUCCAAGCAAACAGGGAAAGAAAAAUUCCUUUGUGGAUAGAAACAGUAAUGAGUAUCGUCAGCGAAGAGAGCGAAACAACAUGGCAGUGAAAAAGAGCCGGUUAAAAAGCAAGCAGAAAGCACAAGACACGCUGCAAAAAGUCAACCAGCUCAAAGAUGAAAAUGAACGUUUAGAGGCAAAAAUUAAACUCCUGACCAAGGAGCUGAGCGUACUGAAAGACUUGUUCCUCGAGCACGCACACAACCUUGCCGACAAUGCGCAACCUGUUGGCACUGAAACCGCCACAACACAUCCAGAAAACAAUGGACAGUAGACACUGUUGCAACGUUAUGAA